Molecule: messenger RNA, 1580 nt
Organism: Lethenteron reissneri (Far Eastern brook lamprey)
Lineage: Eukaryota; Metazoa; Chordata; Hyperoartia; Petromyzontiformes; Petromyzontidae
Product: keratin, type II cytoskeletal cochleal-like
Biological process (GO): keratinization; intermediate filament organization
Cellular component (GO): keratin filament
Molecular function (GO): structural constituent of skin epidermis
Source: RefSeq, a predicted model, not a curated record
AUGUCUUACAGCAAGCCUUGCGAGCCGUGCGUGCCUAACAAGUACGUCAGCAACUUCGCUCCCACGCCGAAGCUGAACAAGCCGUGCGCACCGUGCCACGCGCCCUGCCCCGCGCCCGCCCUCUGCCCGCGUCCGUGCCCGCCUCGUACCACCGUGCGCUGCUGCACCCCGGGACCCGAGCCGUGCCACGAUUCUGGCCACGGAUUUUCAUCCCUGGCACCCUUCAUCCACGGCGGGGGCUUCUACACGGCGGGCGCCGCGCACGGCUCGAAGCCGUCGUGCUCCUCGUACGUGCCGUUCACGAGCGCGCCCUGCGGCCCAGCGCCCUGCGGUCCCGUCCACCACACGGACUUCCACGCGCCGUGCGGACCGGCUCCCUGCGCGCCGAAGCCCAAGUGCACCAAGGCCGUGCCCGUGUGCCCGCGGCCCUGCCCGCCCCCCGUGUGCCCCACGCCAUGCCCGCGCCCGUCCGCGUGCAUCCCGCGCAUCAGCAUGGAGCCGCUGUGCCCCGCGCCCUGCGUGCAGAUCGACCGCAGCGGGCAGAACGUGCGCUGCCAGGAGAAGAACGCCAUCAGCCACCUGAACGACCGCUUCGCCAGCUUUAUCGAUAAGGUGCGCUACCUGGAGCAGGAGAACAAGGUCCUGGAGGCGCAGUGGGGCUGCCUGCAGGCGCGCGUCUGCACCUCCGACCUGGACUCGAUGUUCGAGACGUACGCACAAGCCAUCAAGAGGCAGCUCGACUGCGUGCUGGCCGAUCGCCCAAGGCUCGAGACGGAGCUCCACCAGACGCGGGCGCUCGCCGAUGAGCACAAGCUCAAGUACGAGGCGGAGGUGACGGGGCGCGAGGCGGCGGAGGCGAACUUCGUGGCCAUUAAGCGGGAGGCUGACGACAACUACAUGGGCAAGGUGCAGAUGGAGACACGCGUGGGGCAGCUCAGCGAUGAGCUCCACUUCAUCAAGGAGCUCUUCGCCUGCGAGAUGCAAGAGAUGGAGGAGAGGAUCCGCGACAUGAACGUGACCAUCGACCUGGACACGGGCUGCAACUUCGACCUGAGCUCGCUCAUCGCCGAGGUCCGCGCCAACUACGAGAUGGUGGCCGCACGCAGCCGCGAGGAGGUCGAGUGUUGGUACAAGAGCAAGAUGGACGACAUGGCCGAGGCGUCCGAGCGGCACUGCAUUGAGCUGCGCUGCACCAAGAACGAGAUCCUGGAGCUCUCCUCCAUGGUGCAGAGGCUCGCGUGCGAGAUCGACGGCCUCAAGACCCAGCGUUGCCAGCUGGAGAGCUCCAUCCAGGAGGCGGAGCACCACGGGGAGAUGAACGCUCACGAGGCCCGUGACGCGACCGCGCGCGUCGAGACGGAGCUGUCGCAGGCGAAGGCCGACAUGGCGAGGCACGUGCGCGACUACCAGGAGCUCAUGAACGUGAAGCUCGCCCUCGACAUCGAGAUCGCCACCUACCGGAAGCUGCUGGAGGGCGAGGAGAGCAGACUGCACUGCGUGCCAGACCGCUGUGGGCAGCCUUGCAUGCCCUGUGACCCAUGCGGCCCCUCCCGCCGCUGCCUGUGAAGGGUGACCUCUCA